AUGUCACUCAUCACUGAUGGUGUCCUUAUGGCGCUUUGGGAGAGAGCCCAGGAGCGAUCUUCAGAUGAACAGGCCUCGGCCAAAGUUUGGACUCAUUUGUGGAACACACACUUCUUUUUGGAGGAGAAAGAUAGGGUGAUUUUCCAGGUGGCUCCUCCGGAGGUAUGUCGCCGUCGACUGGUGGACAUUAUAGUAGAAUUACUGGGUGAAGGUACUAGAUCGGUGGUUCUCGCCUUCCACGAAGCAGAGAUAUUGAAUGCAGGGCCUCAGGAUCUCGAAGAAGCUGAGAUUGAAGCGUCCAACACUUGUAUGAAGUACCUUGGAAAGCACCCUGAACUGAAGUUUGUGUACGCGUUUACGUCGUUCGGCACAAAAAGUAGAGCAUGGCUAUGCGAACGAACGGAGACUUACUUGACGCUAUUUGGCUUAGGCGACCCGGCUGAUCGUGGCCAGUACAUUGAGAUACACUCCUCAGAGGGUUACCUGAUUAAACAGGCAGUCCAAGCGAUGAGAAUCGUCCCGUCAUCUAUAUAG
Messenger RNA from Coccidioides immitis RS, 534 nucleotides. RefSeq lists its product as uncharacterized. The transcript has a single exon. The record is from RefSeq and is a predicted model, not a curated record. NCBI's taxonomy places the organism in Eukaryota, Fungi, Ascomycota, Eurotiomycetes, Onygenales, Onygenaceae. Bases 1 to 534 code for a protein of 177 amino acids.